Molecule: messenger RNA, 603 nt
Organism: Alternaria burnsii
Lineage: Eukaryota; Fungi; Ascomycota; Dothideomycetes; Pleosporales; Pleosporaceae
Product: phosphatidylethanolamine n-methyltransferase
Exons: 5
Coding region: 1-603 (200 amino acids)
Biological process (GO): phosphatidylcholine biosynthetic process
Molecular function (GO): S-adenosylmethionine-dependent methyltransferase activity
Source: RefSeq, a predicted model, not a curated record
AUGGCUUCUUAUAUCGACUUCAGUCAGCCCAGUUUGUGGGUAUCUGCUGCAAGCAUUGUAUUUAACCCUACUUUCUGGAACAUCGCUGCGCAGCAAGAAUACCACAACAAGGUCAUCACCAAGCUGUUUGGGGGUAACUCUCGACUUGGGUGCUAUGCGCUCGCCGUAACCAUUUUCUCACUGGGUAUCUUUCGAGACUAUCUUUACAAUGAAGCUCUCGCCGAUCAGCCCACCCAUCCGACUCUCCUCUCCCCUGCUAUCAAGUACUCCGCGAUCCCUCUGUUCCUAACGGGGAACACCCUCGUCCUGACCUCGAUGUGGGCUCUUGGUGUCACUGGCACCUACCUUGGUGACUACUUCGGCAUCCUCAUGGACGAGCCUGUGACGACAUUCCCGUUCAACGUCUCGAGUUCGCCCAUGUAUCACGGCUCUGCCAUGUCUUUCCUGGCCACGGCUAUUUGGUACGGAAAACCAGCUGGUAUACUUCUUACUGCACUAGUCCACACUGCAUACUCUAUUGCGUGCAGGUGGGAAGAUCCAUUCACUGGUAUGAUCUACCAGAAGAGAGAUGAGGAGAGGAAGAAGGGCAAGAAGGGUCUGUAG